Panonychus citri (citrus red mite) is the source of this 971-nucleotide messenger RNA. Its product is annotated as adenosine 5'-monophosphoramidase HINT3-like. The transcript is spliced from 5 exons. Lineage: Eukaryota; Metazoa; Arthropoda; Arachnida; Trombidiformes; Tetranychidae. The record is from RefSeq and is a predicted model, not a curated record. Gene Ontology annotation, molecular function: catalytic activity. Bases 138 to 662 code for a protein of 174 amino acids.
GCUAUUUGUUUACUUUUUUGUAACAAUCAGCUGAUUGAAAAUUGAUUUUAAAACAAAUUUUGUUAUUUACUUGUUGGUUUUUAUAUUUACUUUUGUGUUGAUUGUAAUCAGUUAAUUGUUGAUUUAAUUUCUUUUCCAUGUUUUUGUCUGUCCUUCACCUUUUUCCAUUAUCUCUGAACUUUUUUAGAUUAUCUUUAUUGUCAUCAGAAAUGUCAACUCAACGACAAUCUAAUUGCAGCUCAGAAUUUAAUAGUAAUUGUAUUUUCUGUCAAAUUGUUGGUAAAAAAAGCGAAGCUUCAAUUAGAUAUGAGGACUCUAAUUUUAUCGCUUUUGAUGAUAUCUCUCCGGCGAGUGAUGUUCAUAUAUUAAUCAUUCCCAAGAAACAUAUUAAAGAUGUUAAAUCAUUAACUAAAAAUGAUCUUUCACUGGUUGAAAACAUGAAGCAAAUCGCCAUUGAUUUGGUCAAAGAAAAACAAUUCAACAUGAAUACUACAAGGCUUGGAUUUCAUCUUCCUCCGUUUAAUUCAAUUGGUCAUCUUCAUCUUCACUUGAUUUAUCCGACAAAUAAUAUGACCUUUUUGAAAAGAGUUCAAUUCAGACCUGGAUCUUGGUGGUUCACUGAGAUUGAACCAUUUUUAGACUCAUUAAGAGCAUCAACCUAAAUCCCGGAAAUUUAUUGGUCGUAUUAUUCUGAUUAUAAAUACCAUAACAAUUAACACAAUAAUCAAUUUGAUAAUUUUAAUAACUAAUCAAUUGUAAUCAGAUUUUAUUCAAUUCAAAUAAUUUGCUAAUCAGAAAACAUCGAAAAAAGUUCAUUUGAUUGCUCUGAAUCUCAUUAUCGGUGGUGAUUUUUGUUUUCUAGAAGAUUUUAGUGGUUAAUCGCUGCAAUUAACUGAUCUUAUUUCAAAAGAUACAAUUGAUUGUUGACUGAAAGAAUAAAGAUUUUUAUAACCUCAAUCAAAAUGUCCUCA